Messenger RNA from Coprinopsis cinerea okayama7#130, 1722 nucleotides. RefSeq lists its product as hypothetical. Gene Ontology annotation, molecular function: protein binding. The record is from RefSeq and is a predicted model, not a curated record. The transcript has 2 exons. Lineage: Eukaryota; Fungi; Basidiomycota; Agaricomycetes; Agaricales; Psathyrellaceae. The coding region runs from base 1 to 1722 and encodes 573 amino acids.
AUGGACAUUUCAAUGGACCAGUUCUCUUCUCAAGCAGCCGUGGACAUCGAAAUCGAGUCCUUGCAAGGUCAACGCCAGGAUCUUCUCGAACAAUUAAAGGUGAUCUCAAGUCGAAUUUGCGACCUAAAGUCGCGGAGGAACGAAUUCUGCCCCAUAUCCCGGCUUCCCAAAGAGGUUCUGCACAAGAUUUUCCUCCACCUCAGUCCCACCCAGCUCGCUGCAUCGGAGCCGACCUCUGACGGGCCCAGUUACAGCACAAUCGUCUGCGUCACGCGUGUCUGUCGCUAUUGGAAGAAAGUUGCGCUCAAUCAGCCAGAGCUAUGGACCUACGUCUCCGACUACAAGGCCGAUGCCAUCCGUACCCUUUUGAUGAGGUCCAAGACUGCACCACUGGACAUAUGCCUGGAUAGAGGUUCGAGGGGGUCCAACGAACGUUGGAUUCAAAAGGCGUUAGCCACGCGGACUAUCCGGUCGCUCAGCAUGCGUGAAUUGUUUCAUCAUCUCACUCCUCGCCUCAAGAAGCUUCCACCCGCUGCGCCAGUACUGCAUACCCUCAUUCUACACAACAACGACCCAUUCACUCGAGCUAGAGACACGCGGCUCCCAGAGCUAUUCCAGGAAGGAGCCCCACUUCUCCGUAAAGUAUCUCUCUUUAGCUGCCACCUUCCCUGGACAUCGCCGCUCCUUGAGGGCCUGACGUCGUUGCGAAUGCUCGACAGAAAUGCCUUCAAGUACCCCCCACCUUCUCCCGGUGUCUUUCUCGACGCAUUGGAAAAGAUGCCCGAUUUGGUCGAACUCAGCCUCUACGUUCCCAUCCCCGACCUCGAUGACCAAGCCACAAGCCUUCACCGGGUGGUUGCUCUUCCGCGUCUUCGAAGGCUGGAAUUUUGGGGUAGCAUCAAGCAAUGCCACGACCUAUUGCAACAUGUGGUGAUUCCCGAAUCAGCCACGAUAGAGUUGACAGUCGAUACUGAGGAAGCAGACCCUUUGCCCUUGCCGCUAGUCCCUCGCAGAUUGGUAGAGUCGCCUCAAACCUCGUCGCCUGCCGAGAUCAAAACCCCACAAAUCAGCUUCAGUGAGGCGACACCCCAGAGCCUCGAAAUUGAGCAAGACGGAGUCCUGCACUUUUACGUCUGGACAGACCGUCAUGACGUCGCAUCCUUCCCGAUAAAAAGGGAUUGCUAUGUCCUCUAUCGCAGCGUGCUUGAUAUUCCCGCAAUCCAAUCCCUUCCUGCCUGGAGCAUCCGUUCCCUGCGCCUUCAAAACUACGCUGACUACCAUGGACAUCUGGGUCAUAUUCUGAGAGUUCUUGUGGCAGCGGAAGACGUUUUCGUAUCCGAACGCGUCGUUUUGGCUGUCGUCACAGCCCUUCAGCGCGAUCCUGGACUUAGUGACCCAACGGUCCCUCGGCCACUCGAGUAUCUACCGGCCCUGAAGACGCUCGUAUUUGAAUCUGUCGUGAACGCCGAUGGAUUUCGUUGUGUCGACGUUCGGGACGGGUCUCCCAAGCCCGUCAAACUGGACGUCCUAUUUAAAGUGCUGAAGGGGAGGGAAGCAUCAGGUGCGAAGUUGGAGAAACUGGUUUUUCAACGUGCGUAUAACAUGACUCGUGGUGCAGUGGAUGAAUUGGCGGGUGUGGUUGAUGAGGUUGUAUGGGAUUGGGUUGAGGAGCGCUCUCCUUGCGUGUCUAGACUUGGAGAUGAAUGUCCCUGUAGACAAUAG